AUGGCUAGGAAUGGUAUGAGUGCCACAUUGCAAAAGCCACUGUAUGCUUCCCCGUUGGCGGAGUUUAUUCUCCAAACUGAGGCACCUAGAGGAAUGAAAGUGCCUAAGUACACUAAGUUUGGGGGAGAAUCUGGUGAGUCGACGAUAGAGCAUAUUGCCAGAUAUCUAACAGAGUCAGGAGAUUUAGCUCAUAAUGAGUGUUUGAGGGUAAAAAACUUUCCUUCCUCUCUGACUAAGGCUGCCUUCACAUGGUUCACUUCUUUGGCCCCAAAGUUGUCUAGUAUUAAGAGAAGGUUUGUUGAGAGCAUCGACGAUUAUCUGAAUAGAUUCAGAUCAUUAAAGGCCAGGUGCUUUACGCAAGUACCAGAACAUGAACUUGUUCAGAUGGCUGCUAGGGGGUUAGAUUAUUCCAUUAGGAAGAAAAUAGACCCUACUUUUAUGAAGAGUAUGUCACAAUUAGCUGGUAGAGUUCGACAUCUCGAACGGCUAAGGUUAGAAAAGGUUAGACACAAUAAGGCUAAGAGAGAAAAAGUAGUGAUUGUCGACUAUGAUGCGACAGAUCCAAUAUAUGAGGUUGAUUUUGCCUCAUCGACCGAAUUAGAAAUUGACGUGGCUGAGUUAAAGCCAGAAUCUGCCUAUGAGUGUCGAUCAUUACUUCCUGCGCAAGGAAAAAAUCCUGUCGAAAACAAUCCAUAA
Messenger RNA from Lathyrus oleraceus (garden pea), 696 nucleotides. RefSeq lists its product as uncharacterized. Bases 1 to 696 code for a protein of 231 amino acids. Lineage: Eukaryota; Viridiplantae; Streptophyta; Magnoliopsida; Fabales; Fabaceae. The record is from RefSeq and is a predicted model, not a curated record. The transcript is spliced from 2 exons.